CCCCGGCGGGCCGCGGGCGGAGAGCCGGGGGGUGUCCCGCGGAGGCCGGCAGCAGCUCCGGUGGUAGCUGGCGGUGAAUUGAAUGGCAGCGGCUUGUUUUCGCAGUGAAGAAAUGUGAAGCUUCUUCUGCGUCUUUGUGGAGCUGCAGCUCGAAUUAAAUAAAUAAAUCACAACAGUUUGUGUUCCGUCGAGUGUCACGCGGUGUCGGGUGGUUCGGUAGAAACUUGUCGGACUCACGGAACCGGGACUAACGUUGAGGCUGCGCUGCUGCCUCCAGACGGUUUAAAUCUCCGUGUGAUCGACAACUAGCUAGUUGAGUCGCUAGUUAGCCAAGUAGCUAACUGUAGCCGAGCACCGGAGAGUGGACCCCGCUCGGUCCCCCGCGGUAAACACCGUACUUUGGACUUUAUUCGUGUCGGGACUCAGCUGCGCGUGAGCCCGGUGCUCUGCCCCGGCAGCUAGCCGCUAGCAGGAGCUGCGGGGGGAGGCGCCGUGAAGUUAGCCGAGGAGCUAGCGGAGCUGACAUGGCGAGCUGCUGUGAUGGCGACGUGACUCAGAGGAGCGGAGCGGGAACCAGCGCUCCUCUCCGGGUCCGUGGCCCCGCACCGACCCGCAGACGUUUCACCGACAGCCCGCUGAACCCGGCGGCUCCAGGUUCAGUCCCGUGAUCCAGAAUCUUUCGAGCUGGACUCCCUCAAAUAACCGGAGAGAUGAAGGCAGCAGACGAGCCUGCCUACCUGACAGUGGGGACGGAUGUCAGUGCCAAAUACAGAGGAGCCUUCUGCGAGGCCAAGAUCAAGACUGUGAAGCGCCUGGUGAAGGUCAAGGUGACUCUGAAAGGUGAAGGUACGUCCCAGGUGGUGCAGGACGACCAGGUCAAAGGGCCGCUGAGGGUGGGCUCCACUGUGGAGGUGAAGACCAACGAGGGUUUAUCCAGCGAGGCCGUCAUCGGGAAGCUGACGGACGCCAGCCUCUACACCGUGGUGUUUGACGACGGCGAUGAGAAGACUCUCCGUCGUACGUCCCUGUGUCUGAAGGGAGAGAGACAUUUUGCAGAGAGCGAGACGUUGGACCAGCUGCCGCUGACGAACCCGGAACAUUUCGGCACCCCGGUCAUCGGAAAGAAGUCAAACCGUGGCGGGCGGCGUUCGUCCCAGGCUGUGGCUGACGAGGAGAACGAGUCUUCGUCCAGCGAGGAUGAGGAGGAGGACAGGAGGAGGCUGAACGACGAGCUGCUGGGAAAAGUGUGCAGCAUCGAGAGCGACGAGGAGCCCUGCUGCUGGUUCCUCGCUCUGGUGGUGUCUCCCAGCUGUAACGACGAGCUGCUGGUGAAGAAGGAUCAGUGUCUGGUCAGAUCUUUCAGCGACUCCAAGUUCUACACGGUGGCGAGGAGACACGUCCACCCCAUCAGCUCCAUCAGCGCCCCCAAGUCUGAGGUCUCGUCCAGGAGAGGUUUUGAAGCAGCCCAGGUCUUCCUGAGGAACAGGGAGGUUCCUGAUUUGUGGAAGAUGGACAUGAGUCAGAUCCUGGACUCGUCCUCCAGUGAUGAUGAGGACGAUGAAGAGGAGAAGGAGAGCGACGAGGACGAGGAGGAUGAAGAGGAGAAGAAAAAGAAGAAACGCAUAAGGGAGGAGCCGGAGGAGGAGCUGGAUCCGGAGGAGAGAGACCACUUCCUGCAGCAGCUCUACAAGUUCAUGGAGGACAGAGGGACGCCCAUCAACAAGCCUCCGGUGCUGGGUUAUAAAGACCUGAACCUCUUCAAGCUCUUCAGGCUGGUCUUCCACCUGGGAGGCUGCCACAAGAUCGAGUCUGGGACCGUGUGGAAGCAGGUCUACAUGGAUCUGGGGAUCCCCGUCCUAAACUCUGCUGCGUCCUACAACGUCAAGACGGCCUACAAGAAGUACCUGUACGGUUUUGAGGAGUACUGCCGCUCCGCCUCCAUCACCUUCAGGACCAUCCAUCACAACAACCCCCGCCCUCCCACCACGGGGGUGAAGCUCGAAGAGUUCUCCGCGCCGCCAGUGAAAGAGGAGUCUGUCGAUGAGAAGAUGGAGGAGGUGGAGUCAGAGAGUGAGAGCGAGAAGGAGGAGGAGCAGCUGAAGGAGAGACAGUCGUCCCCGAGGGGUAGGAGGAGGUGUGUGGGGAAGGCAGAGAGGGAGUCGCCCUCCAGGCCAGAGAAGAGAGGAGGAGCAGAAACCCUCGAGGAGCAGAGGGAGAUGAGGAGACGCAGCAACAGAAGAAUGGACGACUCCGAGAGAGGCUCUGAGGAUGAGGAGGAGGACGACGAGGAGGAGGAGGAUGAUGAAGAUGAAGAUGAGGAGGAGAUGGAGAGGAGGAGGGAAGACAGGAGUGAGGGUGAGGAGGACGAGGACUCUCUGGCAGGGACGAAGGUCAGGGUGAAGUACGGCAAAGGAAAGACUCAGAAGAUCUACGAGGCUCACAUCAAGAAGACCGACGUGGACAACGGCGAGCAGUUCUACCUGGUUCACUACUACGGCUGGAACGUCAGGUACGAUGAGUGGGUGAAGGCCGACCGGAUCAUCUGGCCGGCGGAGAAAGGAACAAAGAAGAGACAGAGGAAGAAGGUGAAGAACAAAGAGAAGGAGGAGCCAGAGAGGGAGCGAGAUAAAGAUGAUGAGAAGACGCCGUUGAUGGCAAUAAAGCCUACAGGAGCGAAGCGCGGCCGUCCCCAGAUCAGGACCACACCCACUGGUCCAGCAGGACGCAGCGUCUCUAAAACACCCAGCAGCGAGGGACGGUCCAACGGCAAGAGCAGCAGGACAGAGACGCCAUCCAACAUGGCCAACGGAGACAACACUCCUCGCAGGAGAACCAGGAGAACGUCGGGCAUGUACGACUCUGACAGAGCGUCCAACGAGGAGUCUGAGAACACAUCAGAAGACAGCGAAUCAGAAGACCUUCCGGACAAAAAGCCGUCUCCGUGGCGAGGGAGGACUGAAGCUUCAACCUGCCAGGAGGAAGAAGAGGAGCUGGAGGAGGAGGAGAUGAGUGAGGUUACUAAUGUCACAACGACCGCUAAUGACAGCGCUGACACCACGGCGGCGGCGGCGGCGGCGGCAGUGGCAGCGGCAACAGCAGAUCAGCUGCCUGACGCUACUGCACCGCCGUGUCCCAGCAUGCCUCAGGAGAAACCCGACAAACUCUUGAGCCAAGAAGAAAAGCAGGAGGCAGAGCCGGGGGAGGAGUCUGUGCUAGAAGCUGCCAUGUUACCUGUCGACCUGGACGACAAGAACAAAAUGUCUCCGGUUCAAGAGGGAGUCAGGAAGAUGGCUUCUGUCCACGAGAAAACCAAGGCGUCUCCUGAGCAGGAAGUGGCCCCCAAGGCGUCCCCCGGGCAGGAAGUGGCCCCCAAGGUGUCCCCCGGGCAGGAAGUGGCCCCCAAGGCGUCCCCCGGGCAGGAAGUGGCCCCCAAGGUGUCCCCCGGGCAGGAAGUGGCCCCCGGCAGGAACUCUCCCGCACCUGACGAGCUGAACAAAAUGUCUCCCGGCGCCGCAGACAAACAAAAGAUGUCUCCUGAGAAGCCGCCGCAGGUGUCCUUCCCUCAACCUGCUCCUGCAGAGGAGGAUAGCAGGUCCACUCCUCUGUCUCCCCCUAGGGUCAAAGGUCGCAGGACCAACCUCAGGGAGACAGGCUCUGAAACUCCUCCCACAAUCCCCAGCCCCGCCCCCAGUGCCAGCCCCUCCCAGAUGGUGCCGCUAUCGUCUCCUCCUCGCAGCGUCCUGAAGAGACAGGACGAGCCGAUGGUGGUCCUCCACUGUCUUCCCACCCAGCGCCUCCCCCCUGAGUCUUCCACCGCUGAUUCUGACACGGACUCCGCCACCGAGGAGGAGGAGGAGGUGGAGGAGGGCGUACCUGAGGGGAGGAGACCUUUGAAACGCAAGGCAGCCGAGCAGCAAGCAGCAGAGAAGAAGCUCCGCCCCGACAGGAGGCAGGAGGAGGCCGCCUCCCCCAAAACCACCGCUGCCCUGCCUAAGAUCGUUAAACCAAUCCCCUCCCCUCCCAGCAGGGGGGAGUCAGAGAGGAGUAGUGAGGGAGUGAUGAAGGCAGAGGAGUGGCCCCGCCCAGCGGAAGAGACGCCGAGGGAGGUGUCAGAGCAGCGUCUGACAGGCGGUGCCACGAAGGAGCUAGGUGUGCAUGCCGGGGCGCCUCCCCCCGCUGCGGAGGCCCUGGGCCCCGCCCCCGCUGAGGAGCUGGAGCCCCAGAUUGGACCUGAGGCGCUGGUCUGUCACGAGGUGGACCUGGACGACCCGGAUGAGAAGGAGAAGACCAGCCACGCCCCAGAACACCUCCUCCUGAUGAUGAGCGAGUCGCAGCCAGCCCCGCCUAACCUCCUCCGUGCCUCCCCCCACCUACCCCAGCCUCAGGUCAGGCCCUUCCUGACGGCCGCCGCUCCCAGCUCCGCCCCUUGCUCCGAGGCGCUCCACCCAGCCAGGAGCGCUGCCGAGGAGGAGGGAGGGGCAGCGAGGGGGGAGCACGAGGGAGACUCCAGCCCCGGGUUUGAUGGCAGCACCUCCUCCACCUCCCUGCUGUCCCUGCAGGAGACCAAGGACCGAGGCCAGAAGAGGGGGAUGGACUGCAACUCGAGCCCGACCGCCAAGAAACAGAAACGCAACCAGAAACGAACACACACACCUGGGAAGGUGGAGAAGAACGGAGCAGGCCACAGCAGUGACAGUGAGGACCAGUCCCGCCUGACGUCCCAGAAGCCUCGCUGUCCCGGCCUGCCGUCUCCGUCCUCUCACAGUAAAGACAAACACCACUUGUCCCCUCAGAGGACGUACAAGUGGACCUUCCAGCUCGGUGAGCUGGACAGCAUGUCGAGCACAGAGAGGAUCUCCUUCCUGCAGGAGAAGCUGCAGGAGAUCAGGAAGUACUACAUGACCCUGAAGUCGGAGGUGGCGUCCAUCGACAGACGCAGGAAGAGACUAAAAAAGAAGGAGAGAGAAGUGUCCAACACGACGGCGUCCACCUCGUCGGGCUCCUCGGACACAGGUAUGAGUCCGUCCUCGGCCUCGCCCGCUCAGAAUACCGUCGCUGUGGAGUGCAGGUGAUGACACGCCCCGCAGGCCCCUGCAUCAUCACCUCCUUCUGCUCGGCCCCACCCCGUCUUGACACAGACUCCGCCCCCUCAGUCAGCCCUGAGGGCAUGAUGGGAAAACACAAAACAAACUCCCCCCCCAGGACUGAGAAACUCGACUGAAGCAGUGGCUGAUGGGAGUUGGGGGCACUACCACCUGAGCUUAGCCCCGCCCCCUCACCUAUGAAGUGACUUCCUGUUUGAGGAGACAAACUGGACCGAUAAAUCAGCCGUCUGUUCAGCCGCCACAGUCUUACUUCCUUUCCUGCGUCUGCUGAUUACAGAGUGACGGGUUAUUUUGAUGGUCAGAGGUCAUUUCCUGUCGGGUGGAACAGAGACGGGUUCCUGAAGCAGCACAGCUCAUUAUGCAAGUUUGUUUUCUUCUUCGUUCAUUCAAAAUUUUUCAAGAAAACAGAAAAGAUAAAAAAAAAAUUUGGGACUUCCUGCUGUGAGAGUUUGUGGCCUUUUUAUAUGGAGUCAGAGCUUUUAUUUUGGUAAAAACAAACAAAAACAAUUCCAAAAUGUUUCUGAUGUCACAGCGGGAGAGAGGAUGAAAUCUUUGUUUUUGUGUAAAAUAAUUAAAAUGAAGUUUAUUUAUUCAGUUGGCGAACACAGAGGACGUUUUAGUGUGUGUGUGUGUGUGUGUGUGUGUGUGUGUGCGUGGGCCUGUAUGGAAGAUCAUUAGUGCCAGAGAUGAAAAUAAAAACUUUAAAAUUAUGAGUGUAAAAAUAUUUCCCAGUAAAUCUCAUGAUUUUAAGCCUUUAUGUUAAAUAUGUCAAAAUUCUAACAUUUACUUGUCGACAGUAUGAUAUUUUUAUUUAUUUAUCAAUCUCAAUAUUUUCAUUAAGAAAUUAAUCAGUUUGAUUAAAUAAAUUAGCGAAAAGUAAAUUAUGAUUUCAUUAAGUCUGUUUGACUUAAAUUAGAAGCUUCAGUUGUUGAAAUGGACAUUUUACCUUAUUAGAAAAUAAACUUAUACCUAAUAUCUGAUUUAUUAGCUUGUGUUUGGUGCAGCAGUUUAAUCUGAUGAACGACUCUUAAAGAUGAGAUUUACUGAGUCGCCUUUUUAUCUUCAGAAGCAAGUUUGAAAUCGACUUGAAGUGAAUUUUGAUUCAUGAAGUCUGACGUUCAGCUUCUCAGUUUCUGACUGGUUUCUUCUUCUCUGGCUGAUUUGAUCUUCCAUGUGUUCAGUACCGGCCUCCCUCCUGGAGGACCUCCCUGACUCUUCUUCUGUGGUUUCCUCUCUGUGCGGCUGCGACAGACGGCUGGUUUUCGGCUCCUGAACAUUUCCUUGUUUUGUACAUAAACGUUCUGAGUAAAGAAAAGAAUAAAACCACACCAUGUAUUUGAAAACUACAUUUUACACGCCUGUAAAGAAUGAUUUAUAAUAUUUUUAAGAGGACAUGUUUGUACCGUUGUAUUAUGAACUCCUCGCUUGUUGUUUUUCUAUGUGGUGUUUUGCUAGCGGCGGUUAGAGAGCGACGACUGUAAAUACAGAAACACACUUCCUGAGAACAGAAGCCAUGUUGGAACUGUGUGGACAAUAAACAGCUCUCUGUUUCUAAUAAAGUUUUUAAAUAUG
Molecule: messenger RNA, 6677 nt
Organism: Micropterus dolomieu (smallmouth bass)
Lineage: Eukaryota; Metazoa; Chordata; Actinopteri; Centrarchiformes; Centrarchidae
Gene: arid4a
Product: AT rich interactive domain 4A (RBP1-like)
Exons: 25
Coding region: 711-5072 (1453 amino acids)
Biological process (GO): regulation of transcription by RNA polymerase II
Cellular component (GO): nucleus
Molecular function (GO): transcription cis-regulatory region binding
Source: RefSeq, a predicted model, not a curated record